AUGCCUUCCGCCACCAUGAACGCUGAAGAAGUUCGUGCAGUUUGGACGUCAGACAAAGGGUCAAUGGCUAAACAGACGGCGGAGACGCGAUGGGCCAGAAUCAUUCAGGGCAUCAUCGAUGACAUUGGCGAAACAGCCGGCGCGGAGGAUGUGGACUGCCAGAAGAGGGCGGAGAGCAUCGCCAUUCAGAUUGCCCUCAAGGACAUCAAGAAAGGAAUUGAACAGAACAAGCCCCUCACACCCCUGCCAGAUGACGGUAAGCUCGAUAUUCAAGAGUGGAACAAGCAGCUGGCUGCCAUUGGCGAGUGCAGUUGGACCAACUGCCCUUGGCUCUUUGGAGAGUGCUACAUGUACAGAAGCAUCCAGAGGAUCCUAAACUCCUCAAAACACUGGCAGAACUACGAUGUUUUCAAGCGCCAGAAAGACUCUACCUUCGUCAAAUCGAGAGUCGCAGUCGAGGAGCUGGCCAGUCGUUAUAUGCAGAUCGUCGCCGAUACUCGACUCGCCCAAGAUGAGAGCAAGGAAGAGGCCAAGAAGUUGCUGUUUAUUGAAAUGACGGAGAUCGCCCUGUGGGGAAACGCCACAGACCUGUCACUCCUCGCUAACCUGACCCUGGAGGACCUGCAAAACCUGCAGGGCCGUGAGGCGAUCCAGAAAAGCCAGCGGAACAUCGUCGAUAAUGACACUGACGACGUCUGGGCCUAUCUUCAGCGCACUGCCGGUCAAACCAGUCGCCAGAUCGCCAUUGUCCUCGACAACGCUGGCUUCGAGUUCUUCACCGAUGUGCUCUAUGCCGCUUAUCUUUUGGAAGCCGGCAUUGCUACCUCUAUCAGACUGCAUACCAAGGAGUUCCCGUGGUUCGUUAGCGAUGUCAUUCCCUCGGAUGUCGAAUCGCUGUUCGCGCAUCUUGAAUCCUCUGAAUGCUUCCCAGUUCGAAAGUAUCUCGACCAACUCAUCCCGAGACUCCGCAAGCUCUUCCAGUCGGGCGCCAUCACGACCACUAGCGACCCCUUCUGGACGACGCCGUUCUCAUUCCACGAGAUGCCAUCCAAGGCACCCGCCCUCUUCAAGGAGCUCCAGAACAGCUACCUGGUCAUCUUCAAAGGCGACCUCAACUACCGCAAACUGACCAGGGAUGGGCUGUGGCCGCACACCACCACAUACGAGACGGCUCUGGGUCCCCUAGGCAAGGAGAGCGGCGUCAAAAGCUUGGCCCUUCGCACGAACAAGUCCGACGUUUGCGUUGGCAUCCCGGCCCAGAGCAAGGUUGACGCGUUAAACGAGGAGGCGCCCGGUGGUGCCUGGAUCCGGAACGGAAAGUAUGCCGUGGUAUCGUUUAAUGAGGGUCAAUGA
Molecule: messenger RNA, 1353 nt
Organism: Aspergillus fischeri NRRL 181
Lineage: Eukaryota; Fungi; Ascomycota; Eurotiomycetes; Eurotiales; Aspergillaceae
Product: damage-control phosphatase ARMT1 family protein
Exons: 3
Coding region: 1-1353 (450 amino acids)
Biological process (GO): DNA damage response
Cellular component (GO): nucleus; cytoplasm
Molecular function (GO): phosphatase activity
Source: RefSeq, a predicted model, not a curated record